Messenger RNA from Entamoeba dispar SAW760, 1722 nucleotides. RefSeq lists its product as uncharacterized. Bases 1 to 1722 code for a protein of 573 amino acids. The transcript has a single exon. Gene Ontology annotation, molecular function: guanyl-nucleotide exchange factor activity. NCBI's taxonomy places the organism in Eukaryota, Evosea, Mastigamoebida, Endamoebidae. The record is from RefSeq and is a predicted model, not a curated record. Gene Ontology annotation, cellular component: plasma membrane. Gene Ontology annotation, biological process: positive regulation of GTPase activity; Ras protein signal transduction.
AUGUCAAAUCAACCAUGUGUGAUUCAGUCCUCCCCUAUGCCCUCAAAGAAAAGGGUGAGCUUUGCAAAAAAACUUGAAGGGAUAGCAGAGACUUGUAUCAGAGAAUUAUCUCCUUAUUCUCCUAGAAGUACAAGACCAGGAUUUUUGUCUCCAAGAACUUCUUUUACUCCAAAAAAACUAAGAACAGGUUUUAGUUGUAGUACAAGUAUAUUUGGUCAAACAAUGGAAAACAUUAUAAAAGAGCCAUACCAACCAGAACAACUAAUAAAAGAAUUUAAAAACCAUUCGUACCAACUCAUUUCUAAUUUAGAUUACAUUUAUGUAAAACAACGAAGAGUUGCUUUAUUCCAUUUAGAACCAGAAAAAAGAAGAAUUCUUCAAAAAUUAUGUAGUGAUAUUCUCCAAAACAAAAUUACUAAAGAACAAUUAUUAACUCUUACUUUUUCAGAUGAAAACAUUCAUGACGAUAGUUGUAAUGCUUUUCUUGAUGAUAUAAUUCAAAACCAAACAAGUCUUUUUCAAUUAGAAGGAGAUCCUUUAUUUGACUCAGAUGGAAGGAUUGUCGAAUGUUCUUCUGAAGAAUUGUGGUCAUUGGCCUUAGACCCUUUUUUACCUGAAUACCUAACUUCAAUAUUUGUUUAUGUAGCUCCUUUAUUUACGUCCCUUGAAUUUAUUGUUGACCAUUUACAAAUGGAACAGAAGUGUUGUGAUAAUAAUCCCAGACUUGAUGAAGAACGAUUUAAAAAGUUACAAAAAAUAAGAGACAUAGCAUUGUCAGCCCCACGGUGCUAUUCAAAAAUACCAGCUAAAAUUCAAAAACAAAUGACAGAAAUAUUUACAAUAAAUAAUACACCAAGAACUCUUGUUAAUGAGAUUAGGGGAGCUGUCAGAUUACCUUCACUUCCAGAAAAAAUGAGUGCUCUUGAAGAAUUUGCAACAGUAAGAUCAAAUGGUCUUUAUUCUUCAAGAAGGUCAUACAAAUUAAGAAGAGGAAUGGCUACAAGUCUUCGCCUAAGUGAAACUGGACCUCACCCAAAACAAGAAGAGGAAGAAGAAAAAGGUACUCCAUCUAUUCAAAUAACCCAACAAUAUGAAGACGUAUUCUUUUUAUUUAAAGAAAAGUCUAGUGUUAUUGCACGACAAUUAGCUUUAUUUGAUCAAAAACUUAUUAAAAGAGUUGAAAAAUAUGAUUUAGUAAAAGAACAAGUUGAUAAGUGUAAAACUAUUCAACAAUAUGUUGAGAACCUUCAGAGAGUUGAAGAAUUUUUCCUUGAUAUUACAAAAGAUAAAAAAUCAUUAGAAAAAGUUAUAAAGUUAGGAUGUUGUUGUUCUGAUAUUAACGAAAUGAAUAUGGCUCAUUUGAUUUUUUCUGUUCUUGUUAGAAGAUCUAUUGAUCUUAGUGAACAAUUUAAAUCUUUAAGAAAAGAAAGAAAAGAAGAAUAUAAUAAACUUUAUUCUCUCUUUUCAAUUGACAAAAAUAAUGCCAUUUACCGAAAUCGUUUAAAAAUUAUACCUCCAACAGAACCAAGAAUUGUUGUUUUUUCUUUGUGGAUGAAAGACAUGAUUAGUCUUCAAGAAAUUAAUGUUCAUUUAGGAGACUAUUUAAACAUUAAUAGAUUAAGGCUAUCUGCAAUGAAAAUAAAUGAGUUCAUUACUUGCCAAAAUGAGGCUUUUAUGUACGAAGAAAAUGAGGAGAUUCAGAAUUAUUUUAUGUCUCUAUAA